AUGAAAUUACUCGACAAGAUCGUGGCAAAAGAUUACAAAGCUGUAAGCGAUUUCGAUGAAAUGUUAAAAGAGCGGUUUGUUGAAGUCAUUCGCGAUUCAUCUCUCCGAAGAGAGAUUAGACGUUUUUCGUUCGAACAGAAAUCUAUGCCUUUUGGUGAAUUUAGACAAACAGUGUUACGAUGGUCCGAAGAUUACAAGAGUGAACCACUAGGUAAGUCAUGCUCAGUACAUGAAACUAGCAUUCAAGAGAGUAUGAAAACAAAAGUGACAAAAUCACAUGAUGAUGGUCAGUUAUCAGAGAUUCUUGAUAUUCUUAAGUUGCAACAAAAGCAAAUUGAUGAAAAUCAAACAGAGUUAAAGAAAUUAUCAGAAGAGGUUAUGAGAAAAGUAAAUCCACAGUUUGAAACCAAACCUUUGCAAGGAAGACAAUUUCCUAAAGUCAAACAAUCCCAUUUAACAUGUUUCCGUUGUGGCGGAAAGGGACACAAAGUACAAGACUGUAGUACUCAGUUAGAAAACAACAAUCCUCCACGUAAAGCUGAACCUAAAUUAAUUGACGUUACGAAGUGGAUGAAAGUGUCUGACGCCAAUCACUUACCGAUACCAUACAUUGGUUACAUUGAGGUAGUGAUAGACACUGCUCAUGGACGUGUACCAAAUGUUGGAAUACUGGUGGUUAAGGAUACCUCAGACCAAUAUGUUUACGGUUCUCAGAGAUCUAGUUUUGUCAAAGUUGCGGGUCAAGAUCCUAUUAAAAUUCCUGCAAAUUCAAUGAAAGUUGUUUUAGGUACUGCACGUCAGACGUCCGAGAACUUCAAUGGUCUGGUCCAAGCUGUCCAUGGCAAUAAUGGUACUCUACCGAAAAACAUCUUAGUGAUAGAUACCUACGCAGAUAUAGAGAAUGGUAUUAUUCCAGUUCGAGUCGUUAACAUCGGAGAUGAAGAUGUUUGGUUAAAUCCAAAAACCAGGAUCGGUAUCCUUCAUGACGUCAAAGUUGAGUACGCUGCUCAGCCCAACUGCCAAGCAGAAAUUGAGGUAAGUACUCAAGAAGUUCAAGUACACAUUGAAAAUAUUCAUGAGAACUUAGAAAGGGUAGAUGAUGUCAAAGCAGUAGUCAGCACAGAUAAAGCCAUUCAAAUUCAUGGUGUAGAAGUAGAUGUUGGAGGAAUCAUAUCAGAUGACGAGAAAGAAAGGUUGGUAUCAGUUCUGAAUAAGCAUCAGGACGUUUUCUCUAAAAACAGCGACGAUCUGGGUUCUACCGAUACGGUGAAACACCAAAUACUUACCACAGAUGAAGUUCCUGUUAAAUUGCAACACAGACGUAUACCUCCUAAUAAAAUCGAAGAAGUUCAGUUGCACAUUCAAACUCUAUUGAAACAAGGUAUUAUUAGACCCAGUACAAGUCCAUAUGGAGCCGCUGUUGUAUUAGUACGCAAGAAAGACGGUACAUUACGUCUUUGCGUCGACUAUCGGCGACUAAAUCUCAAAACAAUCAAAGAUGCAUUUCCAAUUCCCAGGAUCGAGGAGGAAUUAGACGCACUUCAUGGCGCUAAAUUCUUUUCUACAUUAGAUCUAGCACAAGGUUUCUAUCAGGUACAGAUGAAUGAGCAAUACCGCCAAAAAACGGCAUUCAGAGUUGGUCCCUUGGGUCAUGUUGUUAGCGAAGACGGUGUCAAAGUUGACCCAGAGAAAAUUUCUGUAAUCAAAGAAUGGAAAACGCCUCAAACAGAAAAAGAAUUGCGUUCCUUUUUAGGCCUAGCUGGGUACUAUCGCAAAUUUAUAAAAGGGUUUAGUCAAAUUGCUGCUCCUCUUCAUGCUGUACUGUCUAAACAAGAGAAAAAGACCAAAGUUUUAGGUUUUCCAAACUUCAGCUCUCCAUUUAUCGCAGAAACAGAUGCCAGUUUCGAUGGUUUGGGUGCAGUUUUGAGUCAACAGCAGGAGUCUGGAAGAGUCGUGAUCGCCUAUGCAUCUAGAAGCCUUAGACCAGACUGUCAGACAAUUACAACGGACAAAGAACUAAUUCCUAUGUUUCCUGAAUACACUUCAGACGAUUUACGGAAACUGCAGGUGGAAGAUCCAAAGAUCAAUAGAGUGCUUCACUGGAUGGAGAUUGGUCACAAACCAACAUCACGUUAA
This is a messenger RNA of Saccostrea cuccullata (small rock oyster), 2136 nucleotides long. RefSeq lists its product as uncharacterized. Gene Ontology annotation, molecular function: nucleic acid binding; zinc ion binding. The transcript has 6 exons. The coding region runs from base 1 to 2136 and encodes 711 amino acids. The record is from RefSeq and is a predicted model, not a curated record. NCBI's taxonomy places the organism in Eukaryota, Metazoa, Mollusca, Bivalvia, Ostreida, Ostreidae.